Cuscuta epithymum is the source of this 1202-nucleotide messenger RNA. NCBI's taxonomy places the organism in Eukaryota, Viridiplantae, Streptophyta, Magnoliopsida, Solanales, Convolvulaceae. The record is from the annotation of a GenBank genome assembly.
AUAGUGGUGAUGCAAUUAGACUACGAAGAAAGUGAUGGGGAGAAAAAGAAGGAGAAAAGAAGAGAAGCCAUGAUUGCUGCCGCUGACUCUGCGGAGGUGGAGUCAAUCUCGAUGGACGACAUUAAUAAUGUGCUAACAGUUACAGGGAGCGCGGGAGCAGUGACGGGCAGGGUGUUUGAGCUGAUGAAAGGCAGGAGAGGCGGCUACCCCAAACCACAUAUUGACUCUCUCGGUGCCAAACCAGCUGCUAAAAAACCAGAUGAUGCGGCGGCGAAAAAGGACAGUGAGGAGGCGAAGAAAGGUGACGGCGACAAAGAAAAUGGGAAAAGCAACGGCGAUUCAAAAAUCGAAAUACAGGUUGUGGUGCUGGAUUUUAAGGAAGGUGUGGGCGAUACUGGUUUAGCAGAAGCGAUGAAAGUGAUCGCCGAAUAUCCCGAUGUGAAAUCCAUCUCUAGAGUAAAGAAUAUAUUCACAGUUACAGGGCUGAGUGGAAUUGCAGAUAAUAUUCUGAAGCAUGUCAAAAAACGAGGUGCGUGCUACCAAAACAACAAUGUCAAAAAUACGAAAGUGGACACUAAAUCUGUACCUGUGGAGAAGGAGAAGAAGAAGGCAAAUGAUCAAAGUAAGAAAGUAGUGCUGAAAUUGGAUGCAAACGAGAAAUUUGAACCGGAAGAAGCAGAGAAAUAUAUGCAAGCAGCCAUGGAAAUAGUUGCGGGGCUUGAGGGAUUGGAUUCCCUCUCCAUAGACGUUGAGAAGAGGCUGCUGACAGUGACAGGCAUCGCAAAUCCGGGGCAAGUCCUGGUCAGGCUUAGGGUCAGGGGUUCCCUGCCCUACCAGAGGACAACAUUUGUGUCUGUGGGUCCCAAGAAAGCAGAGGACAAGCCGAAGCAACCGGAUAGUAAAACAACAAAAGGUCCCACCAAUAAUCCUAUUGUCAAUCCAGUCAUCCCGCCUGCUCCACUCGGUUAUUACAAUGAAGACGCUUAUACUCCCUUUUAUUAUGACCCGCCCCCAAUGCACCCGAGUGGAGGGUAUGGUUGGGGGGCUCCCCCUCCCUUCAAAUCUUUGUUUGGGUGGUAGUAUAUCUCUAGCUGAAUGGAGUACAUUGUACAAUAUAUACUCAUAAGCUACUAUUCUCCAUGGGAUCGUGAAUAUUCAUCUAUAUUUUAUUUAAUAUCAAUUAUAAUAAUUCUGUUUCUUAA